Molecule: messenger RNA, 1195 nt
Organism: Ciona intestinalis (vase tunicate)
Lineage: Eukaryota; Metazoa; Chordata; Ascidiacea; Phlebobranchia; Cionidae
Source: RefSeq, a predicted model, not a curated record
UAAUUCUUUGAAUGUUUUUGUUUACUACCAAAAGAAACGAGAAAAUAGAAUGAAAAGGUGUCUCAUAUUUCCCCAACCUGCUAUAUAGAAGAAUUAGGAAAACUGUAUUUAUUUACUUCAAUAAAUACGAAAUUUGAAUCAACAAGACCAAAUGGCAACUUAAAUAUCAACAAUACGAAGAACUUAGCGUUGGUAAAUAAUGAUUAACUUUUCAUAAUCACUGGAUUCUGUAUUUGAAUAAACAUUUGCUGAAAAUGUUGUUGCUAGGGUAACAUUCAACGCCAUGGUACAACAUGGCCCACUCUAAAGGGCCGUGAUCCAAUAAGGUGGUAAAAAUAUACGCAGUGAGAAAUGAGUUUCUGUAAUUUAACGGGACAGUUAAGAAGGAAUAUACUACAGUAUAUAUAUGCUGUGCAUUGAAAUGUGUCAAAAUGAGAAAAAAUAGGAAACUGUGUAAAAAAACGCUCGUUUAGAGCUGCGGUCUACGGUUAUAUAAUCUGUAAAUCUUUUUUGUUUACUACAAAAUGUGACUGAGAAAAAAUUAAAACACGUGUCCCAUCUUACCCCCUACCAUACUAUAUGUUUAGCAGCCAUAUUUUAGGUGUUUUAACCCGAAGUAUGGGGUGUACUCAUAGCUCGAACACUGCGCAUGCAGGCGCUGUGCAAAAUAAUCGCGAUGGUAACAUGUCUGAUAACGUGGCGAGCAACGCCAAUCAACAAGGCGCAGUUCAUUUUUACAAACUGGAGCAGGAGCCGAAGAAUAUUUUGAAACGAAUGAGUAGCAACAAAACGCUGCUGAACAACGUGAAACUGGUUGAGGUCGAAGAACCUCUUAUAGAAAAGGAUGAGCCACAGGAAACGCUAAUAAACGGAAAGAUCAUUCGGAUAAAGAAUGAAAUAUACAUCAAAGGAAUAACGUUCGGCCCAGAAAGAGAGGAAAAUGAGAGUACAACUGAACAAUAACCUCUAAAUGCGGAAUUUACAAAAUAAUCUUUUAAGCAAUAAUGUAUUUUUUGGUAAUUAUUCGGCAUUUUACUUAAAAAAUAUCUCGUUUUCUUAAUGUGUGUACUUUGAUUCAUUAUGAUUCUGCCUGUGUUAGGUGUGCAACUCAAAAUUCAUGCCUAUAUGCAAUAUAUUAUGUAAAUAACAUUUGUUGAUUCUAUAAAAGUGAAAUCUAAUAAAACAAAUACUCAAA